UCUCCUUCAGAGCUCAAUUAAAACUUAAUCUGAAAAUUAAUGAAAAUGGCGACAAAUAGUACCUUGAUCGGCGAACAGGGCUACGAUCGUGCCCACCAAGUUAAACAAUUCGACGACUCCAAGCUCGGAGUCAAAGGCCUCGUCGACUCGGGCCUCUCCUCCAUCCCCCGAAUCUUUAUCCACCCGCCCGAAACACUACACCAACUCCAACCCACGACCCGACCAAUUCCCACCAUCGACCUCUCCGAUCGCCGCUCCGCCCUCGUUGACCGAAUCAGCGCCGCCUGCCGGAAGUUCGGUUUCUUCCGGAUCACCAAUCACGGCAUACCGCCGGCGGUUCUUGACCGUACGAUCGCCGCCGUCAAGGCCUUCCACGAGCAGCCGGCGGAGGUCAGAGCGCAGUUCUACGGCAGAGAGAUGACCAACGGCGUGUCGUAUUUCUCCAACCUCGACCUGUACACUUCCAGAGCCGCCAGCUGGAGCGACACGCUCCAGAUGAGGCUCGCCCCUAUCUUCCCGGACGACGUCCCGGAGAUUUGCAGGGAGGAAAUCGCGGCGUGGAAUAAGGAGAUCCAACGGCUGGGAGAGGAGCUGCUGGGUCUGGUCAGUCAAGGGCUGGGAUUGCCUUCGGAGAAGCUCAAGGGGCUGACGUGUCUGGAAGGGAGGGCGAUGGUUGGUAACUACUACCCGCCCUGCCCGCAACCUGACCUGACCACAGGGCUGACAUCACACAGUGACCCGGGAGUGUUGACCGUGCUGCUUGAGGAUCACGUCGGUGGUUUGGACUUGGAGGUUAAGCACGGUGGUGCUUGGGUGGAUGUGGAGCCCGUCCCUGGUGCUCUUGUGAUCAAUGUUGGUGAUUUACUCCAGAUUAUGUCAAAUGAGGAAUACAAAAGCGUGGAUCACCGGGUGUUGGCGAAUCCACACCACGAGCCUCGGGUCUCAAUAGCCGUGUUUUUGAACCCGAGCAAUAGAGAGGGGGUGUUCGGUCCAUUGCCGGAGCUGGUCUCGCCGGAGAAGCCAGCUCUCUACAAAGAGUUUAAGUUCUCGGAGUUCAUGAUGAGGUUCUUUACGAAAGGAUUGGAUGGCAAGUCCUUGGUAAAUUAUUAUAAGCUGCAGUGAAGUAAAAGAGCUUGGGUAUCUCUACUGUACUUGAUUGAAGUUAAUAAGAUGGUCAGUUGGUAACACUA
Argentina anserina (silverweed cinquefoil) is the source of this 1190-nucleotide messenger RNA. RefSeq names its product 1-aminocyclopropane-1-carboxylate oxidase homolog 4-like. The record is from RefSeq and is a predicted model, not a curated record. Lineage: Eukaryota; Viridiplantae; Streptophyta; Magnoliopsida; Rosales; Rosaceae.